AUGGGGUCCACGGCUUUUGGAAACUUUGAUGACUUUUGCAAAGACUCGACUUUGCCAGUCUGCAAUCUUCUAUCUCAACAAUUCCACAACCAAACCGGUCCAUGGGGAGGAUGUGAGCUCACAGGAAUUUCGCUGAGCCAUGGCCGACACCUGGGCAACAUUGGAUCAAUCAUCCUGUGUGGCCUUGGGAUUGUCAUGGCGACCUUUUUGAUUCUCAAGGCGGACAAGAAAAAAGCUGCCGUGGGCCGUCGCGAAAUUCAGCUGUUCCUCAUCGGCUAUAUUCUCAUCAGCAUAUGCGAGAUUUUCUCUGUUGGCGAAUUCCCUCUCAACGAUACCGUGCGAAUAGCUUUUAGUGGUAUUCACAUUGGCGCCAUUAUUGCAACUACUUGGAUUCUCAUGUUGAACGCUGUUGUCGGAUACCAGCUGUUGGACGACGGAACCCCAUUGUCCCUAAGCCUGCUGGCGAUUUCCUCUGGCGCGCUCUUUGUUGGUACCGGCUAUAUUGCUCUCGACACGGGCUACAGCUGGAGCGGCUUUUGGGACAGCAGCUACAAACUCCCGAACCGCAACAUCGCCCUCUACGUCCUGUACCAGCUUAUCCCGCUGAUAUUCCUCGUUGCCUUUUAUGUUCUCGAGACUAUCCUUGUGCUUCGAGUCCUGGGAGAGCUCCGCCCGAUGAUAUAUUUGACCGGAGCAGCGCUACUUUUCGCCAUCGGUCAGAUCUUCAAUUACGUGAUCAGCAAGUACAUCUGCGAUGGGAGCAGCGGCAAAGUGGACGGAGCCCUCUUUGAAACGUUUUUCACGCUUCUGGCCGUAGGCAUGCUUUUUGUCUUCUGGUCAAGCAUUACUGAGGACGACUGGCCGAUGCCUGCAACAGAAUCUUACACAGCCCCGGGCUAUACUGCCAAUGCUGGAUAUGCUGGCCAGUCAUAUGCCGGCCAGUCCUACGCCCAGGGCUACUCAUCUCAAUCGUACAAUACUCAGCCUUACAACUGA
Trichoderma atroviride IMI 206040 is the source of this 996-nucleotide messenger RNA. RefSeq lists its product as uncharacterized. Gene Ontology annotation, cellular component: endoplasmic reticulum membrane. Gene Ontology annotation, biological process: protein folding. The record is from RefSeq and is a predicted model, not a curated record. Lineage: Eukaryota; Fungi; Ascomycota; Sordariomycetes; Hypocreales; Hypocreaceae.